AUGUCUCAAGAACAAUGCACCAUUUCCAACUCGCUACUGGAUAAACUUGAACGCAAUGAAGUCGCAUCUACCCUCAGCGUCAAGCUCGUCCGCUCAGUGGAGCUACCGAUGAUUGCCAAAACCGCAGGGUUCGACGGCAUUCUAAUCGACAUGGAACACUCCUCCUUUGACCUGGAUACCACCGGCCAACUCUGUCUUGCAGCACUAUACGCCGGUAUUACGCCCAUCGUACGUGCACCCAGCAAAGACCCUUUCUUCGUUUCGCGGAUCCUCGAUGGAGGCGCUCUGGGCGUUAUUGUUCCUCACAUUCGCUCCGUGCAAGACGCCAAAGACGUGGUCGCGGCGGCCAAAUUCCAGCCCAUAGGCCACCGCUCCUCAACCAACGGUCUCCCGCACCUUCAAUUCCGCUCUUUUCCCGCCAAAGUUGUCAAUCCCGUCAUCAAUGCUCAGACGCUCGUCAUUCCGAUGAUUGAGACUCUUGAGGCGCUGGAACUCGUCGACGAAAUCGCUGCCGUGGAAGGCGUGGACUCAUUGCUGAUUGGCACCAACGAUCUAACGGCAGAGAUGGGAAUCCCCGGUGACUACGAAAACCCACGCGUGACUGAGGCAUAUCGACGGACAAUCGAAGCGUGCCACAAGGUCGGCAAAUUCGUCGGCUGUGGUGGCCUUCAUUCACGUCUGGAUUUGGUGGAAAAGUUUUGUGGCAUGGGUGUGAAUUGGGUCAUGGCUGCUACGGAUGGUCCUCUAUUGCUCGCUGGAGCUACGAAGAGGGCGACGGAAAUGGCGGUACUGAAUCAGAAGGUGAGGGGAUCGACAGUGAAGGAGGUCAGACCGGAGGUUGUCAAUGGGCUUGAGAAGGGCGUUAAUGGUGUACAUGUCGAGGUGGCCGAGGUCGUUCUACCAACUGCGUAG
Ramularia collo-cygni is the source of this 912-nucleotide messenger RNA. Its product is annotated as related to 2,4-dihydroxyhept-2-ene-1,7-dioic acid aldolase. The record is from RefSeq and is a predicted model, not a curated record. Gene Ontology annotation, cellular component: cytoplasm. Bases 1 to 912 code for a protein of 303 amino acids. Gene Ontology annotation, molecular function: aldehyde-lyase activity. NCBI's taxonomy places the organism in Eukaryota, Fungi, Ascomycota, Dothideomycetes, Mycosphaerellales, Mycosphaerellaceae. The transcript has a single exon.